AUGGACAUCUACCACGCGAUCAUGCGCGGCCGGUACCAGACGCCGCCCGACUGCCCGAGGCAGGCGCGGGACCUGAUCUCGCAGCUGCUGGCGCAAUCGCACGCCACGCGGCUCGGCUCGGGGCGCGGAGGCCACCGCGAGGCGAGCCACCGGGGGCAGCCAGUGCGCUCGCACAACUUCUUCGGCGGCAUCGAUUUCGAGGCUUUGGAGGAGCGGGCCCUUCCGGUGCCCUGGGUGCCAGAGAUUACUGGCAACACAGACACCUCCCAGUUCGACAGCGACAGCUACAGCACCGACGACGACAAGACUUGGGAUGGCCAUAUCGAUCCGAAGCAAGAAGAGGUUUGGCGGCGCGAGUUCGACGGCUUGGAGUGCUCUUGA
Messenger RNA from Emiliania huxleyi CCMP1516, 381 nucleotides. RefSeq lists its product as hypothetical. The record is from RefSeq and is a predicted model, not a curated record. Gene Ontology annotation, cellular component: cAMP-dependent protein kinase complex. Bases 1 to 381 code for a protein of 126 amino acids. The transcript has 2 exons. Gene Ontology annotation, biological process: signal transduction; peptidyl-serine phosphorylation. Gene Ontology annotation, molecular function: ATP binding; cAMP-dependent protein kinase activity. NCBI's taxonomy places the organism in Eukaryota, Haptophyta, Isochrysidales, Noelaerhabdaceae.